Molecule: messenger RNA, 3285 nt
Organism: Oikopleura dioica
Lineage: Eukaryota; Metazoa; Chordata; Appendicularia; Copelata; Oikopleuridae
Source: the annotation of a GenBank genome assembly
AUGGUCACGAAAAAUCUCCGAAAUGCGAAGUUCGAAGAAAAGAAAAAGUCAACUCGCAGGCGGAGUAUUAUGAGCAGCGAUUACUCCGGCAACGUUCCGACCAACUUAUCCGAAUCUUACUCUGGGCAAUCGUUGGAUUUGGAAUGCAAACGGAGUAACGCGAAUAUCAAGCCGAUCAUCGACCAUGGCAAAAAUCUGACCCCAAAGGACCUCUACACUGGCAAAGCGCACACAAAGCACGGCGCAGUAAAACUGACCGACCUCGACCACGCCAAAGAUAACGACUUCAAAAGUAUGACUUCGGUCUUCAACGGGCCCAACUCUCGUAUCUCUGCCAAUAGCAUCGGCGGCGGGAGCAGCAUCUUCGGAAGAUCGCUGCUCGACAGUAGUAUGCGCCGUAUGUCUGUAACAAAUAAAAGUCUUAUGUCCUUGGGAUCUCCAUCAACGCUAAUUUCCAACGCCAGUUUGCUGUCUUCCUUCCAUUCCGAUAAUCUCACGCCGACGAAUUCCCAGCACUCAAAUCUCAGCAGUUUACAAUCUUCAACCAUCAGCUUACUAAACAAGAAAGAAACUCCUAAAUUGUCCGAAGAGGAGCUCAAAAAGAAUAUCGAAUACAACUUGACGGAAACAGACACAGAAAUCAUUUUCAAAGUAAUCGGCACUGCUGUUGAAGAAAACGAGAACCUGGAGCAGGUGAAAGAGCAAAACGAUAGAUACGACAAAAUCCUGAAAGAAGCUGGGCCGGGUAACGAAAAGUACGUGGCACGGGCGAUGCUGACGUUUAACAAUGCGCUCAAGCACAAAGAAGCUGAGACAGAUAAAAUUGACAGGAUCGACACGGCAAAUCAAGUUUCCAACUCAGCAAUAUGGGACGCAUUUAAUUCACAAACAGAAGAAGAUGACUUUUUCAAAGAAGAAGAGCCGGAGCUGGUUCCUCAAGCACAAGUCCCAGCGGAUCAGGCAACAUCGAAUACAUCGUCGACUACUUCUGAGAGCUCGGGAAGCUUCAACCUCUCAUCAACAGGAAAUCUCGUUCAGCGCCGACCAAAGAUUGUCGAUAAACACGAUAUCAAGAUACGACAUGACGCAAUUUUGAACUCGCCAAAUCUCUUCUCAAAAUUACUGCUGAUGGAGCGCGUAAUCUCGCAGAACAUCCACCAGAGCCAGCUAAGCCGCUACCGUUCGCUAGUGCCCCUCGAUCAGAACGGCAACCGAACGUACGAUGAGUCGGAUAUGACUGACUUUGAUCACGGGCUGAUCAGGCUGUGGUCAUUUAAGGAUGCGCAAUUGAAGGGCUUCAACGUCAAUUCCAUCGCCUUCAACAGGGUCAAUCCGGAUAUUGUCGCUGUUGGUUAUGGUCACAGCCAGAGAGCAAAGGGAGCAUCAAAGAGUCCUGGUCUCGUGUGCGUCUGGUCGAUGAGAAACUUGCAAUACCCAGAGCGCAUCUUCCACCUUCAAGAUAGCGUCACGGCCGUUGAUUUCAGCUCUGCAAGUCCGAAUCUGCUCGCUGUCGGUCUUGCCAACGGAACCAUUCUGAUUUACAAUAUUACAAGGAACAAGGAUGAGCCAAUUGUCGACUCGGUUGAUAGUGAAUCUAAACAUUUAGGCGUCGUUUGGUCGUUGAAAUGGACCGAAAGAGAGCGCGGAACCGAGGAGAAAAAAGAAGUGUUGAUUUCGACCUCGUCCGACGGAACAGUAGUUCAGUGGACGAUCCGCAAGGGCUUCGAGAGUAUCAUUCUCAUCAAAGUCAAGCGCACCUCCUCGAAUAAGAAGCUCAAAAAGGAUCGCAAAACGGAGAAUGCUGUCAUCUCGCAGCUCUCACCGGCUACCUCUUUCAACUUCCAUCCAACUGACGGCAACACCUAUCUUGUCGGUACGGAAGAAGGUCUGAUCCACCGAUGCAGCUGCAGCUACAACGAGCAAACGCUGGACAGCUACACUGGCCACCGGGGCCAAGUCUACGGCGUCCAGUGGCAUCCGACGAUUCCGAAUAUUUUCAUCUCCUGUUCCGAAGAUUGGUCGAUCCGACUCUGGCACCAGCGUCGCUACGACGAGCCGAUCACCUCGAUCCAAUGCUCUCAAAAGCCCAUCCGCGCAGUUCAGUGGUCUCCUUAUUCGCCCAACAUCGCAGCGAGCAUUUCCGCCGACGCAAUCGACAUCUGGGACUUGAGCAUUUCGACGUUGGAUCCAAUCUUCUCGCUGCCCGUCGCAUCCGGCCUCUUCCUCACCUGCAUUGCUUUCAGCCCGACUUCGAACUCCAUCCUCGUUGGCGAUUCGGAAGGAAGCGUGGCAAUUUAUCAACUCAAGGGAUUCAAAAACGCGCCGGAACAAGAUCUCAUCGAUUUCAUCCAAAGCGUUGUUGGAAACAAAAUUAUCGUGAGCUCAAAUUAUCGGACCCUGCUUUUAACUGAUUAUCGAACUGGCUCAACUUUAUCGGGCGAGGUUUUCAACAGACACGAAGACGCAUUUUACAUGUUUGAGCCUGAUCACGUGGUUCUGUGGAACUCGACAACGCAGGUUGACUGGCUGAUGGACUACUUCCGCUGCAAUUUUGCGAGCUUGAGCGAGUCGAAGAUUGAAAACACAUUGGUCGACUGGAGUUCUCACCGCGAUUUCGUUUUCGCGUUCAAAAGUGCUCGUCUCUGCAAGCCACCUUUUUGCUGGGCGGACUUUUCAAAUGAUCCGGUAAAAUGCACGAAAUGUCCAAAGGUGGAUAUUUCGAUGGCACGCUCAGCGUGUGAAAGACACACACCGGUGAUCAAGACAGUGAGGACCAAAGACAUGAAGAAACUAAAAUAUGCGUUUUCGAAGACGCAGAAUAAACUCGAUCCACGAAUCGUCAUCAACGUGCGAGACCCACGAGCUGUUCUCAACUCGAGAAAGCGUCUUGAAGAACAGACCCCAGUCACCUUGGAGAGCAUCAAGAAGUAUUGCGAAUAUAAAGUAGAACAGAAAAAGAUGGUUGAAGAUGACCACUGGUUUGGCAAGAGGACAACAUACAUACGAUACGAAGAUCUGGCACUUUAUCCGGUGGUAGAAGCAACGAGACUUUACGAUUUCACUGGUUUCGCACAAUCUUCAAGUGCAAAGAAAAUCAUGGUGCAACUUACUCACACGACUAACAGCCACAACAGUGAAGCCUAUGGCACUGUCAGGAACGCUACAGAAACCGUCGAAGCCUGGCGAAAUAAUUUAAGCGAGGAAGACAUUUUGCUGAUAAAGAAAAUUGAAGAUGUCUGUUCAGAAAUGAUGCGAAUUUUCAAAUAUGAACCAAUAAAAGCUUAA